AUGUAUGCACGACAGUGUCUCAGUGUACGUACGACACUGUGGUUGACGACAGGUUACCUUGGAGCAGACACGACAGGCUACCUUAGAGCAGAUACGACAGGCUACCUUAGAGCAGACACGGCAGGUUAUCUUAGAGCAGACACGACAGAUUACCUUAGAGCAGACACGACAGGCUACCUUAGAGCAGAUACGACAGGUUACCUUGGAGCAGACACGACAGGCUACCUUAGAGCAGACACGACAGGUUACCUUAGAGCAGACACGACAGGCUACCUUAGAGCAGAUACGACAGGCUACCUUAGAGCAGACACGACAGGCUACCUUAGAGCAGACACGACAGGUUACCUUAGAGCAGACACGACAGGUUACCUUAGAGCAGACACGACAGGUUACCUUAGAGCAGACACGACAGGUUACCUUAAAGCAGACACGACAGGUUACCUUAAAGCAGACACGACAGGUUACCUUAAAGCAGACACGACAGGCUACCUUAGAGCAGACACGACAAGUUAUCUUACAGCAGACACGACAGGUUACCUUAGAGCAGACACGACAGGUUACCUUAGAGCAGACACGACAGGCUACCUUAGAGCAGAUACGACAGGCUACCUUAGAGCAGACACGACAGGUUACCUUAGAGCAGACACGACAGGUUACCUUAGAGCAGACACGACAGGUUACCAUAGAGCAGACACGACAGGUUACCUUAAAGCAGACACGACAGGUUACCUUAAAGCAGACACGACAGGUUACCUUAAAGCAGACACGACAGGCUACCUUAGAGCAGACACGACAAGUUAUCUUACAGCAGACACGACAGGUUACCUUAGAGCAGACAUGACAGGUUACCUUAGAGCAGACAUGACAGGUUUUCUUAGAGUAGACACGACAGGCUACCUUAGAGCAGACACGACAGGUUACCUUGGACCAGACACGACGGGUUACCUUGGACCAGACACGACAGGUUACCUUAGAGCAUACACGACAGGUUGCCUUAGAGCAGACACGACAGGUUACCUUAGAGCAGACACGACAGGCUACCUUAGAGCAGACACGACAGGUUACCUUAGAGCAUACACGACAGGCUACCUUAGAGCAGACACGACAAGUUAUCUUACAGCAGACACGACAGGUUACCUUAGAGCAGACAUGACAGGUUUUCUUAGAGCAGACACGACAGGCUACCUUCGAGCAGACACGACAGGUUACCUUAGAGCAGACACGACAGGCUACCUUAGAGCAGACACGACAGGUUACCUUGGACCAGACACGACAGGUUACCUUGGACCAGACACGACAGGCUACCUUAGAGCAGACACGACAGGUUACCUUAGAGCAGACACGACAGGUUACCUUGGACCAGACACGACAGGUUACCUUGCACCAGACACGACAGGCAACCUUAGAGCAGACACAACAGGUUACCUUGGACCAGACACGACAGGCUACCUUAGAGCAGACACAACAGGUUACCUUGGACCAGACACGACAGGUUACCUUGGACCAGACACGACAGGUUACCUUAGAGCAGACACGACAGGUUACCUUGGACCAGACACGACAGGCUACCUUAGAGCAGACACGACAGGUUACCUUAAAGCAUACACGACAGGUUACCUUAGAGCAUACACGACAGGUUACCUUAGAGCAGACACGACAGGUUACCUUGAAGCAGACACGACAGGCUACGUUAGAGCAGACACGACAGGUUACCUUAAAGCAUACACGGCAGGUUACCUUAGAGCAUACACGACAGGUUACCUUAGAGCAGACACGACAGGUUACCUUAAAGCAGACACGACAGGCUACCUUAGAGUAGGCACGACAGGCUACCUUAGAGUAGGCACGACAGGCUACCUUAGAACAUACACGACAGGUUACCUUAGAGCAGACACGACAGGUUACCUUAAAGCAGACACGACAGGCUACCUUAGAGUACGCACGACAGGCUACCUUAGAGCAUACACGACAGGUUACCUUAGAGCAGACACGACAGGUUACCUUAAAGCAGACACGACAGGCUACCUUAGAGUACGCACGACAGGCUACCUUAGAGCAUACACGACAGGUUACCUUAGAGCAGACACGACAGGUUACCUUAAAGCAGACACGACAGGCUACCUUAGAGUACGCACGACAGGCUACCUUAGAGCAUACACGACAGGUUACCUUAGAGCAGACACGACAGGUUACCUUAAAGCAUACACGGCAGGUUACCUUAGAGCAGACACGACAGGUUACCUUAAAGCAUACACGACAGGUUACCUUGGACCAGACACGACAGGUUACCUUAAAGCAGACACGACAGGCUACCUUAGAGUACGCACGACAGGCUACCUUAGAGCAUACACGACAGGUUACCUUAGAGCAGACACGACAGGUUACCUUAAAGCAUACACGGCAGGUUACCUUAGAGCAGACACGACAGGUUACCUUAAAGCAUACACGACAGGUUACCUUGGACCAGACACGACAGGUUACCUUAAAGCAGACACGACAGGCUACCUUAGAGUACGCACGACAGGCUACCUUAGAGCAUACACGACAGGUUACCUUAGAGCAGACACGACAGGUUACCUUAAAGCAUACACGGCAGGUUACCUUAGAGCAGACACGACAGGUUACCUUAAAGCAUACACGACAGGUUACCUUGGACCAGACACGACAGGUUACCUUAAAGCAGACACGACAGGCUACCUUAGAGCAUACACGACAGGUUACCUUAGAGCAGACACGACAAGUUAUCUUACAGCAGACACGACAGGUUACCUUAGAGCAGACAUGACAGGUUACCUUAGAGCAGACACGACAGGUUACCUUAGAGCAGACACGACAGGUUACCUUAGAGCAGACACGACAGGUUACCUUAAAGCAGACACGACAGGCUACCUUAGAGUACGCACGACAGGUUACCUUAGAGCAGACACGACAGGUUACCUUAGAGCAGACACGACAGGUUACCUUAGAGCAGACACGACAGGUUACCUUAGAGCAGACACGACAGGUUACCUUGGACCAGACACGACAGGUUACCUUAGAGCAGACACGACAGGUUACCUUAGAGCAUACACGACAGGUUACCUUAAAGCAGACACGACAGGCUACCUUAGAGCAUACACGACAGGUUACCUUAGAGCAGACACGACAGGCUACCUUAGAGCAUACACGACAGGUUACCUUAGAGCAGACACGACAGGUUACCUUAGAGCAUACACGACAGGUUACCUUAGAGCAGACACGACAGGUUACCUUGGACCAGACACGACAGGUUACCUUGAACCAGACACGACAGGCUACCUUAGAGCAGACACGACAGGUUACCUUAGAGCAUACACGACAGGUUACCUUGGACCAGACACGACAGGUUACCUUAGAGCAUACACGACAGGUUACCUUAGAGCAGACACGACAGGUUACCUUGGACCAGACACGACAGGUUACCUUAGAGCAGACACGACAGGUUACCUUAAAGCAGACACGACAGGUUACCUUAGAGCAGACACGACAGGUUACCUUAGAGCAGACACGACAGGUUACCUUAGAGCAGACACGACAGGUUACCUUAAAGCAGACACGACAGGUUACCUUAAAGCAGACACGGCAGGUUACCUUAGAGCAGACACGACAGGUUACCUUAGAGUACGCACGACAGGUUACCUUAGAGCAGACACGACAGGUUACCUUAAAGCAGACACGACAGGUUACCUUAAAGCAGACACGGCAGGUUACCUUAGAGCAGACACGACAGGUUACCUUAGAGUACGCACGACAGGUUACCUUAGAGCAGACACGACAGGUUACCUUAGAGUACGCACGACAGGUUACCUUAGAGCAGACACGACAGGCUACCUUAGAGCAGACACGACAGGCUACCUUAGAGCAGACACGACAGGUUACCUUAGAGCAGACACGACAGGUUACCUUAAAGCAGACACGACAGAUAAAGUUGUGCCAAUUACAUCGUAA
Molecule: messenger RNA, 3966 nt
Organism: Procambarus clarkii (red swamp crayfish)
Lineage: Eukaryota; Metazoa; Arthropoda; Malacostraca; Decapoda; Cambaridae
Product: ice nucleation protein-like
Source: RefSeq, a predicted model, not a curated record